AUGACAACAUUUCACUUAGCUACAAUAAAUGUUCAUCAUUUUAGGCAUUCAGUGACUUAUAAUAUUAAUAUAGAAGAAUUAGUAGGCAUUCAUAAGCCAUAUGAUCUGGCUUUUGUUGUGGCUCAAGAAAUAAACUCUUUUGAUAAUUGGUCAAAAUUCUGCAAUCUGCUUGGUUUAGAAAAUAUUGUAUUUGGUGCCAGUGAAAGCGAUAGUUUUGGUAAUGGUAUUGCAUCGCGAUAUUCAUUUAAAUCUUUUUCAAAUCAACCAACAAGUUUUUCUUGCUUUGAUGUUGUAAGAGCCUUAUUGCAAUGUCGUUUAGAUGAUGAUCAUUCAUUUUGUAAAGAUCGAACAUUUGCUGUGACACAUUUAGACUAUAGAAAUGAAGAUGAUCGUCAAAACAAAUGA
This is a messenger RNA of Rotaria socialis, 405 nucleotides long. The record is from the annotation of a GenBank genome assembly. NCBI's taxonomy places the organism in Eukaryota, Metazoa, Rotifera, Eurotatoria, Philodinida, Philodinidae.